Messenger RNA from Colletotrichum paranaense, 399 nucleotides. RefSeq lists its product as uncharacterized. The coding region runs from base 1 to 399 and encodes 132 amino acids. The transcript is spliced from 3 exons. The record is from RefSeq and is a predicted model, not a curated record. Lineage: Eukaryota; Fungi; Ascomycota; Sordariomycetes; Glomerellales; Glomerellaceae.
AUGCUCAAGUUCACCGCAACUCAAAGGACAACAACACUGACACGUUACUUCUCCCCUCGCCGCAAAGCCGCAUCUCCCAGUAACCCAACGGCCCCAAGCCAGAAGCAGUUGACUCAGCAUGCCAUCUCUCACCCCGAUGAUCCCCCACGAUCUGACAACCCGUACGACGAGACCGGUGAACCUCCACAGGCCCUGCGCCCAAAGCAUACUGCUCCCUCGGCCGGCGGUUGCGGCAUCUCCAUCUUCAUCUCCACGAGAUGGAACCGCAAUAAGGCUCAACGGCUCUGGAACGCCGAACGCAGAUCCCUUUUUGACAAACUUCCCCGAUCGAUGGGGAUAUCCUUCAAUGGUGUAUCAUGGCCUCGGGGCGAGCAGUCCCACAAUCCCAAAACGGUCUGA